AUGCUGCUGCGGAUGGGGUGGGUGGAGGGGCAGGGGCUGGGGCGGAGGAGCAGCGGCAGCGUGACCCCGGUCGCGGUGAGUGCGGUGCGGCUGCUGGAGGGCAAGGGGAGCGAGCGCUUCAUCACAGUCUCCAAGCGGGAGGGCGGCGUGACAGAAGCUGUCCUCGAGGCGCAGUCCCCGCGCGCUCGCACCCCGCACUAA
This is a messenger RNA of Emiliania huxleyi CCMP1516, 201 nucleotides long. RefSeq lists its product as hypothetical. The transcript is spliced from 2 exons. The record is from RefSeq and is a predicted model, not a curated record. NCBI's taxonomy places the organism in Eukaryota, Haptophyta, Isochrysidales, Noelaerhabdaceae. Gene Ontology annotation, molecular function: nucleic acid binding. Bases 1 to 201 code for a protein of 66 amino acids.